GCCUCUAGGGUGCCCUGGUCGCUGCCUGACCCGAGCGAGGACCGACGGGCCGGGCCCGCGGGGCUCCCGCCGACCGAUAGCAGCAGCCCACCGCGGCUGGCGGGAGGAACUGCGGCUCCAAAGGCCGCUCCGGAGUGGGUCGGAGCGGGCGGCCGGCGGCGCCGCGGACACAGGCGCGGCGGACAGCCGCAGGGGCCGCGGCGGGGUCCUGGCUGCGGGAGGACGAGGUUGCGGCGGGCGGAACGGUGUCUCCUUCACUUCGCCCUCCAGCCGCGAAGCUGCAGCCCGGUCCCCGAGCGAGCCGCGCCGCCUCAGCUGGGAGCCCCGCAGCGGCAGCAGCCCCUUCCCCCGUCAGAAGACCACCAGAUCACCACUUCCCGCUGCCUCGCCAUGGCGACCUACGGACAGGGCUGCCCGCGGCCAAUGUGUAUUCCUCCGUCCUACGCUGAUCUGGGCAAAGCUGCCAGAGACAUUUUCAACAAAGGAUUUGGUUUUGGGUUGGUGAAGCUGGAUGUGAAGACCAAGUCCUGCAGUGGUGUGGAAUUCUCAACGUCUGGUUCAUCGAAUACAGAUACUGGUAAAGUUACUGGGACCUUGGAGACCAAAUAUAAAUGGUGUGAGUAUGGCCUGACUUUCACAGAAAAAUGGAACACUGAUAACACCCUGGGAACAGAAAUUGCAAUUGAAGACCAGAUUUGUCAAGGCUUGAAACUGACGUUUGAUACUACCUUUUCACCGAACACAGGAAAGAAGAGUGGUAAAAUCAAGUCCUCUUACAAGAGGGAGUGUAUAAACCUUGGUUGUGAUGUUGACUUUGAUUUUGCUGGCCCUGCAAUCCAUGGCUCAGCCGUCUUUGGUUACGAGGGCUGGCUUGCUGGGUACCAGAUGACCUUUGACAGUGCCAAAUCAAAGCUGACGAGGAAUAAUUUUGCAGUGGGCUACAGGACUGGGGACUUCCAGCUACACACUAAUGUCAAUGAUGGGACAGAAUUUGGAGGAUCAAUUUAUCAGAAAGUAUGUGAGGAUCUUGACACUUCAGUAAACCUUGCUUGGACAUCAGGUACCAACUGUACUCGCUUUGGCAUUGCAGCUAAGUAUCAGCUGGACCCCACUGCCUCCAUUUCGGCAAAAGUCAACAAUUCUAGUUUAAUUGGAGUGGGCUACACUCAGACUCUGAGGCCUGGAGUGAAGCUCACACUGUCUGCUCUGGUCGAUGGGAAGAGCAUCAAUGCCGGAGGCCAUAAACUUGGGCUAGCCCUGGAGUUGGAGGCUUAAUGCAGCUGAAAGGAACCUCUGGGAAUGGAUAGCAGAAGAUUUGGCCUUAAUAUAUUUCCAAUGUGACCAGCAGGCUUUUCUCCCCCCAGGAAGGUGAUCAAAACAAAGGAUGAUCUAAACAAGAGCUGUAUUUGAAAUAUUUAGACAGUUACUUGUUAGCUGGUGUCUAGUUGAGUUGGUUAUCUGUAGUUACCAGCACUGCAGUGGUGCAGUCACCUAUACAUUAUUUAAAUGUAUUUAACUGUUAAAUGCGCUACCCACCAAUAAUGAAAUAGACCUUUAUGAAAACUGUGCAA
Molecule: messenger RNA, 1571 nt
Organism: Ochotona princeps (American pika)
Lineage: Eukaryota; Metazoa; Chordata; Mammalia; Lagomorpha; Ochotonidae
Gene: VDAC2
Product: voltage dependent anion channel 2
Exons: 10
Coding region: 391-1275 (294 amino acids)
Biological process (GO): monoatomic anion transmembrane transport
Cellular component (GO): mitochondrial outer membrane
Molecular function (GO): voltage-gated monoatomic anion channel activity
Source: RefSeq, a predicted model, not a curated record